This is a messenger RNA of Colletotrichum higginsianum IMI 349063, 1632 nucleotides long. RefSeq names its product NTF2 and RRM domain-containing protein. Lineage: Eukaryota; Fungi; Ascomycota; Sordariomycetes; Glomerellales; Glomerellaceae. Gene Ontology annotation, molecular function: mRNA binding. The transcript has 4 exons. Bases 1 to 1632 code for a protein of 543 amino acids. Gene Ontology annotation, biological process: protein deubiquitination; ribophagy. The record is from RefSeq and is a predicted model, not a curated record. Gene Ontology annotation, cellular component: ribonucleoprotein complex; cytosol; Ubp3-Bre5 deubiquitination complex.
AUGGCAACCAACGGUAACUACACAAACCUGGACCAGCUGAAGGACGCUGUCGAGCCAACAUCAUCAGGUCCCACCGCUACCAACGAUGCCUCGUCGGCCGGUAACAACAACAACCUCAGCAAGGAUGAGGUUGGCUGGUACUUUGUCGAGCAAUACUACACAACCCUGAGCAAGAACCCGGAUAAGCUUCACCUUUUCUACGGAAAGCGCUCCCAGUUCGUCUAUGGAAUGGAGGCAGAGGUCGCCAACGUUUCUGUUGGUCGACAAGCUAUCCAAGACAGAAUUAAGAGCCUCGAGUUCGAGAACAGCAAGGUCCGCAUUACGAAUGUCGACUCCCAGGCCUCAUUCGACAAUAUCGUCAUCCAGGUCAUUGGCGAGAGCUCUAUCAAGUCCGCCGAGCCGAAGAAGUUCGUCCAGACUUUCGUCCUUGCGCCCCAGCCCUCCGGCUACUUCGUCGUCAACGACAUCCUGAGAUACAUCAACGACGAGGACGAGGAGGAACCCGUUGCCGAGCCCGAGGCCGCCCCCGAGGAGCAGACUGCCCCUGAGGAGGUUGCCGAGACCCCUGCCCAGCAGGAGGCUGAGCAGCCCAAGGUUGAGGAGAACCCCGGGGAGGCUGCUGGACCUGCCGUUGACGUCGACGAGGUCGAGAAGAAGCUGGAGGAGGUCAGCGCGGCUCCCCAGGAUGCUUCUUCCAACAACGGCGAAGCCGAGACCGCCGCCCCUGAGACUACCAAGGCCCCUGAGGCUCAGGUUGAGGAGCCUACGGUCGACCCCGAGGUCACUGCCCAGGCGAUUGCCGAGGAGGACAUCAAGGAGCCCGAGAAGCCUGUCGACCCCUCCCCUACCCCUGUCGCACCCACCAAGGCUCCUGCCGUCGAGUCCGAGAAGCCUGCGCCCGCGCCCGCUCCCGCUCCCGCUCCCGUCCCCAUGAAGCCCAUGUCCUGGGCUAGUCGCGCCGCCGCCGCUGUCGGUCCAAAGCCUGUCGUUCCUCUCCCCAAGACCGCCACUCCUCCUGCCCCCACCCAGGCUAAGGCUCCCGCGCCCGCUGCCGUCUCUCCUCAACCCGCUGCCCCUGCCACAACCGCCACUACCAAGGAACCCGAGGCCCAGGUUGCGAAGGAGGCCUCUCCCUCUGCUGAGUGGCAAUCCGUUGGCGCCGACUCGAAGCGCCAGAACCGCCCCCAGUCUAUCUCGCAAGCACCUACCGAGAACUACGGCACGCUGGGAUACGUUAAGUACGUGACCGAUAAGGUCAAGGCGGAGGACCUCAAGGCCGCUCUGGCCGCCCACGGCGAGCUCACCUACUUCGACAUCAAUCGCCAGAAGAACUGCGCCUUCGUCGAGUUCGCUACUGUCGCUGGCUACCAGGCUGCCGCCGCCGCCAACCCUCACACCGUCAACGGCGAGAACAUUAUCGUUGAGCCCCGCCGCCCCAAGGCUACCGCCUACGGUGGCAGCAACUACUCUACCCCCCGUGGUAACGCCACUGGUGGCGGCCGCGGCCGUGGCGGAUUCGAGGGGAACCGCUCCGGUAGCCAGGGAAGCGCCCGCGGUAACUUCACCGGCGGCGGUCAGGCCCGUGGUCGCGGCAGUGUCCGUGGCCGCGGUGCCUCCCAGGCCGCGGCCUAA